UUUUCUGGAAAAGAUUGACAACUAUGAGAGGCACCUAGUAAGCGACUUUCGGAAGGUGGAAAGAAACUGGAGUAGGGUGGGGGAGGGAGGUAUUAAAAAAAGAGAGAAAAGAGAUACGGUGAGAGUAAUACACUUUGUUUUGAAGAAAGCGAAUGGAAGCAGAGUAAUUUGCACCUGUGUAUAUGUUGUAUUUACUUAGAGAUAUAAUGGAAUAAUAGCGCAGCCGCAAUCCCUCUCCUUUUCGAAGUUGCAAGGUGACAACCGCUUUUGGGAAAUACUGGAGGUACUAGCAAAGUACGAAGUGGAAUUAAGUGCAUAUUCACUAUACUACUGUCGAUGUAUCUUGUUCCCAACUAGGAAAAGCAUGGUUUCGUCUUUACACCACGGAUGUUUGCCACUCUGCCCUGUACAGAGUACCCUGUCAGUAUAGCUAACGCAUUGCCGCCGACAACUGGCAGCAGACGUGUUACUUUCUUACUGUGGAAAGUAGUCGAGCUCCGAGUUGAACUUUGGAGUAGGUUUCCGAGGUGCGGGCACCUCCAUCAUAACGGCGGCAAACUUGGGAUCAGGGCUUUUUGACGGGAUAGUUUUAAAUUGGGAUGGUAUCCUGUACGGCAGAAACUGCUGCAGCUUAUUGAGUGGCAGCCGAGUUAAUUCCCAAAUACUACUUCAGACUGUUUUGGUUGUGUCAUUUUCUCCGCUUGGAUGGUAGUACGUAUGCACACACACAUACUAGAAGAGUAAAUGUCAAUGGCUACUGAGAACGGCGCUGGCAACACACGGUUGCAACUGGACACUGCUACAACAGCUGAAUCCAGGAUUGGCAGAAUUGAUCCGUAUGGCUUUGAAAGACCAGAAGACUUUGAUUAUGAAUUCUAUGAAGAAUUUAUGUCACAGUAUAUGACAGUUCUUACUAGAAGAGCAGUCAGGUGGUCCAAGCUCUUAAAGGGGAACAGAAGAUUCGAGAGAUCUUUAAAGGUGAAAAGAUUUGUUCGGAAAGGCAUUCCUAAUGAACACCGUUCUAUGGUUUGGAUGUACUUGAGUGGUGCUCAGGCACAUAUGGAACAGAACCCCGGAUACUAUCGCAGGCUACUGGAAGGAGAAAAGAAUGCUCAGCUGGUAGAGACGAUUCAUACAGAUCUUCACAGAACAUUUCCUGACAAUGUAUUGUUCCGGAAAACUUCAAACCCUUGUUUACAAAAAAAUCUUUUCAAUGUAUUAGUGGCAUAUGGACAUCACAACAUUAGUGUUGGGUAUUGUCAGGGCAUGAAUUUUAUAGUUGGAUAUUUACUCCUUAUAACUAAAGAUGAAGAGAAGUCCUUCUGGCUGCUUGAUGCUUUGAUUGGAUCGAUACUCCCAGAUUAUUACAGUCCAGCAAUGAUAGGGCUGAAGACAGAUCAGGAGGUCCUGGGACAACUGGUGAAGAUUAAAAUUCCAGCUGUAGCGGAACUGAUGGAAAAACAUGGUGUAAUGUGGACACUGGUGGUAUCCCGCUGGUUUAUAUGCUUAUUUAUCGAUGUUCUUCCAGUAGAGACUGUUCUUCGAAUCUGGGACUGCAUGUUUUGUGAGGGAUCUAAAAUAGUCUUUCGUGUGGCCUUGACUUUAAUUAAGCACUACCAAGAUGAAAUCUUAAAAGCCAGAAACUUCCCUGAUAUCUGUGACAAAUUCAAGAAGAUCACCAAGGGACCACUGGUCACAGAUUGUCAUAUCUUCAUAAAGAGCUUAUUUACAGAGCCUGGUACUCUGUCCAGAGCGACAAUCAACAAACUAAGAGAGCAGUGCAGAGCUCAAGUACUUGCUCAGGGAUAAUUCACUGUUAAGUUUCUGAAAAAGAAAUCCCUUAAUGAAGUCUUAACAUUCCUUACUACAAAUAUUGCACUGAGUACAUCUGGGCUUACAAGGUGUUCUUGACUGUUAGCUAAUAAAAUGACCAACUUUACUGCCUUCAGAAUAUUUUUUGAUACUAUGGAAUCUGUAUAAUUGUGACUGCACUACAUUUUUGAAAUAAAUCUUGGUGGUUGAAAAUUUGAAUAUAAGCAAUUUGCAAUAAUAUAUUUAUAGUUCCUGAAUACUGUUCCGUUUUUGCUGCAUUUUCCCUUCAUAAAUUAUUUCUAGUUUCUCACUCUAUUAUGAACUAAUGUUAACUAGUUUGUAAUACUCAGAUCUUUAAUACAGCAAACAGUUUAAUCAUUGCUAAAUAUGUAUAUACUGUUGUUUCAAAAUAUGAAACUACAUUUCUAAAAAAAGCUGAUUUUCAUUGAUUACAGAUGUAUUAAUUUAAAGAGGACACAUUAACUCUGAACGGGUACUGUUUAAAAAUGUGACAGUUCUAAUAAAAUAAUGUCACUUUCAGUUUCA
Molecule: messenger RNA, 2358 nt
Organism: Protopterus annectens (West African lungfish)
Lineage: Eukaryota; Metazoa; Chordata; Ceratodontiformes; Protopteridae
Gene: GRTP1
Product: growth hormone regulated TBC protein 1
Exons: 8
Coding region: 745-1809 (354 amino acids)
Source: RefSeq, a predicted model, not a curated record